CCCACCAGCCCACCUCCUAUCCUCCUCCCCUGUUAGCUUUUGGUCUUUGAUCUCCUCUCUUCCCCUGUAUGUUCUCCCAUUCUCCCAUGGUCUUCCUCCAUUCCAUCUCUCCAAUAAGACCUUAAGGCGACCUCCAGACUUCUUUCUACCAUCCAUUGUAGAUGGAAACUGGAAUAGGAAAGCUAUAAAAGGUGGCCACCUUCUUUCUUUGCCAGGCCUUUUAGAUUCUGAAAAGAUUUUGGGCGGUUCUGUGGUUGGAAAACAGGCAGAAUGGAAAGGGUUGUUCUUCAAAGGCAUGAUCUUGGAAGGUUUUUGGGGAUCAGAAAUUCAACAUUCCAGGUUUGAUUCUGUUUCAUCUGUUAUCUCACUGCAUGGAGUAUUUUCUCAUAGAACAUCUUUCUGUCUGCCAAAUAUAAGAAAGGGAAACAGUGGGCUAGUCUCGUCUGGGCUUUGAACUCUUCUUUUGGGGAAUUCCUUCUUUCCCUGAAAAAAAAAAAAAGAAAGAAAAGAAGAGAGGCUUUUUGAUUUUUUGAUAUCCCAUUUGGGUGUUAUAAGGUGUGAAUGACAACAGAUUGGAUACUUUUCCAGUUAUGAUUUUUGAAGCGAUUUUGCUAUCCUUCCACAUUUAAGUCCUGCUUUUUUUUAUGGAUGCAAGUUUAAGUACUAGAGCAACUUCUUGAAGUGGGGGUGGAAGACUCAUCUGAGUUUCAUUCUUAUGAUGUCAAAAAUGAAGUCCCGAAGGAGUAAUUUCUUGGUUCAAGUUUUCAUCUUGGUGCUAAUUGGUAGCUCAAAAAGGUUGGAUGUUUCAGGCCUUGGGUCCAUGUCCUCCAUUGCUGUCUCUUAUGGUGAGAAUGGCCCAGUCUUCUGUGGUCUGAACUCAGAUGGGUCUCACAUGGUCACCUGCUUUGGUGCUGAUGCUUCUGUAGUGUAUGGUUCCCCUUUUAGACUUCCCCUCCUUGGUCUCACUGCUGGUGAUAGCUUUGUCUGUGGGCUUCAGUUGGACACCAGGCAACCUUACUGUUGGGGGAGCAACAUCUAUGUGAAGAUGGGUGUGCCUCAGCCCAUGGUGGAAGGUGUGUCCUAUUCAGAGAUAAGUGCUGGCGAUAACCAUCUCUGCGCCCUCCGAAAGCCCAGCAAAGCAACUUAUAGGGGCACUUCCUUGGUUGAUUGCUGGGGCUACAACAUGACCGUCUCCCAUGAGUUUAGAGGUGGCAUUGCGGCAUUAACCGCCGGCUCGGUGUUCAACUGUGGCCUGUUUGCCCAUAAUCGGACGGCAUUCUGCUGGGGCGACGAUACCGGGAGCAGUGUCAUAGGCUUGACCCCAAGGAAUAUGAGGUUCCAAUCAUUCUCAGCUGGUGGGUUUCAUGUGUGUGGGAUCUUAGAGAAUUCUCAGGUCUUUUGCUGGGGGAGUAGCUUGGAAAUGCAGCAGUCAUCUUCAGAUGUUUUGGGCCAGGGGGAUGUCAAUAUGGUGCCAAUGUAUCCUAUGGUUUCUGUUGCUGGUGGUAGGUUUCAUGCAUGUGGGAUAAAGAGCCUUGAUCAUGGAGUGGUCUGCUGGGGGUUUAAGCUCCAGAAUAGUGUUCCCCCUCCCAAAGAGGCAAAGGUGUAUGAGAUUGCAGCUGGGGACUACUUCACUUGUGGUGUCCUUGCAGAGACCUUGCUGAGGCCACUUUGCUGGGGCACCAGCGGUCCCUGGUCAUUGCCGAUCGCAGUUUCUCCUGGAAUCUGUGCUUCUAAUCCUUGUGGCCCAGGGUACUAUGAGUUCAGCCAUGUGAGUGUCGGGGUUAAGAUUUGUAAGCCGGUGAAUUCGAGAGUUUGCUUGCCAUGCAGUGUCGGGUGCCCUGAAGGCAUGUAUCAGUCCACACCCUGCAACGUGACAUCUGACCGAGUGUGUGAAUUCAAUUGUUCCAGCUGUGCCUCGGCAGAAUGCUCCUCUUUCUGCUAUUCGAGAAAGAAAUCGAAGAACCGGAAAGUUGCAUCUCCUCAAAUGCCUUUCAUUUUAGGGGAGCUUGUCUUGGCUGCCAUCGUGGUAACCUCAGUUAUGUUAAUUGCAUGUCUUUAUGUUCGAUAUAAAUUAAGGAAUUGUAGUUGUUCAGAUUCUGAAUUGAAGGCUGUGAAGAACCGCACGUAUUCUUUCCAUAAGGAUUCAGUAAAAGUUCGACCCCACAUGGAGGAGCUGAAGAUUAGGAGGGCUCAGAUGUUCACUUAUGAAGAGCUGGAAAAAGCUACAGGGGGAUUCAGUGAAGAAUCAAUUGUGGGGAAAGGCAGUUUCUCAUAUGUUUUCAAAGGCAUCCUGAAGGAUGGAACACUUGUUGCAGUUAAACGAGCCAUAAAGGCAUCCGAUGUGAAGAAAAAUUCUAAGGAAUUCCACACCGAGCUCGACCUCCUUUCAAGAUUAAAUCAUGCCCACUUGCUUAACUUGCUUGGCUACUGUGAAGAAGGUGGUGAGAGGCUUCUUGUAUAUGAGUACAUGGCUCAUGGGUCCUUGUACCAACACCUCCAUGGUAAGGACCCUACUCUGAAAGAGCAGUUGGGCUGGGUUCGCCGUGUCACCAUUGCUGUCCAAGCUGCACGGGGGAUAGAGUACUUGCAUGGAUAUGCUUGCCCGCCGGUAAUUCAUAGGGACAUCAAAUCUUCAAACAUUUUGAUCGACGAGGAAAACAAUGCUCGUGUUGCCGAUUUUGGCCUUUCUUUGUUUGCCCCAGAUGAUAGUAGUGCCCCAUUAUCUGAACUCCCUGCUGGAACUCUUGGCUAUCUUGACCCUGAAUACUAUCGACUUCACUAUCUGACGACAAAGUCUGAUGUCUAUAGUUUUGGAGUUCUUCUUCUUGAAAUCUUAAGUGGCAGGAAAGCUAUUGAUAUGCAGUAUGAAGAAGGUAACAUAGUAGAAUGGGCAGUACCACUGAUCAAAGCUGGAGAUAUCACAGCAGUACUAGAUCCAGUUCUGAAAACUCCUGCAGACCUUGAGGCUCUUAAGAAAAUUGCAGCCAUAGCGUGCAAGUGUGUAAGAAUGAGGGGAAAGGACAGGCCUUCAAUGGAUAAGGUGACAACCUCCUUAGAGAGAGCUCUUGCUCUAUUGAUGGGAAGCCCAUGUAUCGAACAACCGAUUUUGCCUACCGAGGUGGUGUUAGGGAGCAGCAGGCUGCACAAAAAGGCUUCCCAGAGAUCUUCAAACCAGUCAUGUUCGGAGAAUGAUACUGCUGAUGCCGAUGACCAGAGGUUCGAGUACAGAGCUCCUUCAUGGAUAACAUUUCCAAGUGUGACGUCAUCACAGCGGCGGAAGUCAUCAGUGUCUGAAGGGGAUGUGGAUAUGAAGAACUUGGAGGGCAGGAGUUUAGCAAAUGGUGGAGCAGGAGAUGGUCUGAGGUGCUUGGAGGAAGAGAUUGGGCCAGCAUCACCACAGGAGGAUCUUUUCUUGCAGCACAACUUUUAAUGGUAUGGCAAUGUUUGAUUAUCAGUCUAAGGUUCAUUUAAACAUUUCCAUAACAAUGUGGUUUUUGGGGUUCGAUUCUGGAGGACAGUCCGGCUCAUCGACAAGCUGUUUUAGCAGAAAAAUGAUGUGCAUAUUGCUCAAUCCCAUCCUUGCGGUGUUCGGUUGCUGCAUCUGAUUGCACUUUGGAAUGCUAUUGUCGAAAGUCUUGGCUACUCAUUGUUAUGGCAUAAAUAUCCAUGCUUUCAGCUUUGUUUUCCAGCUUCUGUGCUAGGAAAGUCAUUUUAAAAAACUGAUUAAAAAAAUUAGGGGACAUUGUUUAUUUGUCAUUCUCCCAUAUAGCAGCUUAAUUAUAUUUGCGCUGAAAACAAUUGCAAUCA
Messenger RNA from Elaeis guineensis (African oil palm), 3807 nucleotides. RefSeq names its product serine/threonine-protein kinase-like protein CR4. The record is from RefSeq and is a predicted model, not a curated record. Gene Ontology annotation, biological process: protein phosphorylation. Lineage: Eukaryota; Viridiplantae; Streptophyta; Magnoliopsida; Arecales; Arecaceae. Gene Ontology annotation, molecular function: protein binding; protein kinase activity; ATP binding.